AUGGCUUCUUCCGUCGGCUGCCAGCAUUAUGUACGCAGUUGCCUCUUGAAAGCUCCAUGCUGUGGGAAACUGUACGUGUGUCGGCUCUGCCACGAUGCAGAGGAGAACCACCAGAUGGACCGCUUCAAAGUCCAGGAGGUUCUGUGCUCCGAGUGUGAAACCCUGCAGAAGGCUCAGAAGAACUGUCAGCAGUGUCAUGUGCAGUUUGGGGAGUAUUACUGCGAUAUCUGUCACCUGUUUGACAAGGAUAAGAAGCAGUACCACUGUCAGCCUUGUGGGAUAUGCAGGAUCGGGCCCAGAGAGAAAUACUUUCACUGUCAGAAGUGCAAUUUGUGCUUAGCCCAGGACCUGAGAGGAAACCACAAGUGUGUCGAGAACGUAUCAAGGCAGAACUGCCCAGUGUGCAUGGAGGAUAUUCACACAUCCCGGAUUGGCGCUCACGUUCUUCCUUGCGGCCAUCUUUUACACAAGACCUGCUUUGAUGACAUGGUCAGAACAGGCGCGUACCGCUGCCCUCUCUGCAUGCAUUCUGCCUGGAACAUGGACGAACACUGGGAAAUGAUGGACAAAGAGAUCGCUCAGUCACCAAUGCCCGCUGAGUACCAGGGUGCCACUGUCAAAGUCAUUUGUAACGACUGCCAGUCCCACUGCACCGUGCCUUUCCACGUGUUGGGGAUGAAAUGCGCUGAAUGUGGCUCCUACAACACCGCGCAGGACGGAGGACUCAUGCAGCAGCAGCGGCCGCCGCAGCCCUCGGACCUGCACACGGAGAACGAGCCGGAGCCGCAGGACCAACCCGAAUCCCAGACGCCACAUUAAAAGCCAGGAGGCAGUGACUUUCCCACAUUUGACAUUUGAUGGAUGAACUUCAACAUAUUAAUAUAAAAACAAGUGAACCCAUUAAUUUCACUCAACAUGAAAGAUCAAGGAGGAAUUGUUGACUCUCUUAUUAACACCGACAGACGGUUUGCAGACCUGAAUGCUUUUAAGCUGUAAUAAACUGGGGCUUAAUACAGCUGCCUGAAAACAGCUGACUUUGUGCCAUAUGCCCUGGUUAAAAAAAAAAAACUAAACAGACCUGUAAUUUGUAUAAUGCAUGUCAUGUGAAAUUUUACAGAAGAUCUUGAGUUUUGGAAAAUGCCUAAUAAAAACAGAAAUAGGUAUACAGCAUGUUGUUGCUUUAUCAUAACGGCUUGUUAAAAGAAAUAUUUGCUGUUUUCAUCUUUUUCUUCUUGCAGGCAUUAUUUAAAUGCUUGGCUUAAAGCUUUGUUAAUUCUGCCUAAAUCCAUUUUUACGAAGAUAAAACUCCCAUCUUUAAAAAAAAAAAACGUAAUCUCGACUAGUAGCUUCAUCUUUCUUUUAUUAUUGUUUUUAAGUGGGUUGUAUGAAGUACACAUGAGAAGUCAUUAUCUUACCAGUAAACAGUCAUCAGGUCACUUUGUUCACCAAAACACUCUCGUGGGAAUCUCAGUCGGUGUGUGACUCUCAUAGUACGACGACCUUGAAUAAAAUUGUUACACUUUUUGUUUAUUGACACAGAAAUGUGUGACAUUGCAAAACAGCUUUUAUUCACAGGAAAGAAAGACAAAAAGAUGUAGGAGCCGUUUUGCGGCCGGCUGAUCAGCAGUGUGCAGCAACAUAUGAGGGAGGGGCUCUAUGCUCCAGACAGGUGGAGAAAACAUUUGCUACUACAAAACAAUAUUUGGCAUUAAAUGGUUUUUAAAUCCCAAGCAUAAAGUGAAAAAUUGAUGCAAUUUAAACCAGAACAAUGUUAAAACCUGAGUUCUGAAAGCAACCCUAACUAAAUGCCUCAUGCUGUGAAUAAUUAUAUGCACUUGAGCUGCUAGAAAUAUUUAACAAAUUAGCCCGGAGUCUCAUUUCCACAGGUUGAACGCCCCCCACAAAAAAUCACAGUCUGAAGGAGUAUUUGGGAAAGAAGGAUGGUGACUCCAUGACCACCAACCGUUCAGCAGUAGCACGUUUUAGUAGCUAUCGCGUCUACAUGUAAUUAAGUAAGAAACUAUUGACACAAAGUGUAAAAAAUAAUUCAGUUUUUCUUCAUGUUUCCAGAAACAUUUGAGAAUUCCUUGGCUUUCCAGUGAGAACUCGUUUUCAGAAAUCGAUCUCACUGUUGACAAAGAUUCAGACUUCUCAUAAAUGUUCAACACAACCCCGCUUAAAUCAUCUAAACCUGUGUUUGGCUUCAAGGUUAUUCACUCUUAAACUAAAACUUCCAACAGCUAUAUUUGCAUGUGACAAACCUGGUGCUGAUGGGUCGUAGUUAGACCUGUAUUCUUGUUCCCAGUCUGCGGAACAUUGUGACAAAAGUCCCAGCUGUCAUGUAUCCAGAUGUUGAGUAUUUAUUGCUUAAUAUUUAGUCAAGAUAGUCGGUGGACGUGGCUGCUGUGAAAAAUUUCCCCGUAUAUGAGGACAUGCUUAACAUUUGUAACAACUCGCAGUUAUUAAGUGUAAGGAAAUCUGACCAUUAAGUACUACUGUGUUGUACUAUUGUAUUAAUUGAAACAUGUAAGUACAAGACGUAUUUUUUUUUACUCUAUAAAACAUUUGCGGUGUCUUCGUAUUGAUCUGACUAAUAAAGCGGUUCAGUUAUGCUAUAGAUACUGUAA
This is a messenger RNA of Xiphophorus hellerii (green swordtail), 2627 nucleotides long. It is a transcript of the gene rchy1, whose product is annotated as ring finger and CHY zinc finger domain containing 1. Lineage: Eukaryota; Metazoa; Chordata; Actinopteri; Cyprinodontiformes; Poeciliidae. The record is from RefSeq and is a predicted model, not a curated record. Gene Ontology annotation, cellular component: nucleus. The transcript has 9 exons. Gene Ontology annotation, molecular function: ubiquitin protein ligase activity; zinc ion binding. Gene Ontology annotation, biological process: ubiquitin-dependent protein catabolic process; protein ubiquitination. The coding region runs from base 1 to 819 and encodes 272 amino acids.